AGAUGGCGACAUGAAACGUCAAAAUUUAAUAAAUAAAGCGUGAAGUGUCAAAAAAUUAAUCUUAAAAAUACUUAAAAGUUAAAAUGGCUUUAAAGUAUAUAGGACUCGAUAAAGUAUUUAAAGUUUUUUCGAUUAUGAAGCAAAAUGGGGGACUUAGAGCUUCGCUUUAUAAAUUGUACAGGAUGGAUGAUUUGAAACAAGGAACUUUAGUGGGGGAGGAUAAAUACGGGAAUAAAUACUUCGAGAACAAUUAUUUUUUCUAUGGGAGAAAUCGUUGGAUUGAAUAUGCUCCGAAAUAUGGUACUGAUUACGAUGCAAGUCAAGUCCCUGCUGAAUGGUAUGGUUGGUUGCAUUAUAAAACGGAUUUACCCCCGUGUCAUGAUAAAUCGAGACCGAAAUAUCCAUGGAUGGCAGAUCAUCGAGAGAAUUACACGGGAACUCCGCAACAAUAUUAUCCCUAUAGUACAACCCCCCCUAAAAUUGAGCCUUGGAUCCCCAAGAAAAAAUGAGUUUAAAAAACAUUAUUGUAAAUUUAUUAAAUAAUUGCAUCUUCGUCUAAUAACCCCA
This is a messenger RNA of Onthophagus taurus, 567 nucleotides long. RefSeq names its product NADH dehydrogenase (ubiquinone) B17.2 subunit (gene ND-B17.2). Gene Ontology annotation, cellular component: respiratory chain complex I; membrane. The record is from RefSeq and is a predicted model, not a curated record. NCBI's taxonomy places the organism in Eukaryota, Metazoa, Arthropoda, Insecta, Coleoptera, Scarabaeidae. Gene Ontology annotation, biological process: response to oxidative stress.